UAAUAUUCUAUAUUAAUGGAGAGCACAACUGAAACUUCAGUUUCAGACAAUGAGCUGACUUGCAUAUAUUGCAUGCUAGAUUUACCAGAAGAAGAGAAAGGGAUGAAAUGUCCAUCUGGGCAUUACUUCUGUCCAGACUGUACUGUUGCUUGUAUUCAAAAUGGUCUUGCUAAUCCUGAAGAGUGACUUCCCUACAAAUGCUACAAGUGUCAGGAAGAGUUCAAUUUUGAUACGAUUAUUUCCCUAAUGACAGACAUUCAAAAGCAGAAACUUAUACUGCACCAAACUGUCAUGGGAUUUGGUAAAGAUAAGUUUCAAAUACUCAAUUGUCCCUUUUGAAACGAGAUGGUAGUUUGGGAUAAAGAUUCAAGCACUAAUUUGUUCUACUGCCCAAAUGAGAAAUGAAAAUAAAGGAAGCUGUACAAUUUGAAGCCAGGAAUUUAAGAUCCCAAACAAAAACGAGUUCACUAAAGAAGAAGAAAAUAAAAUGAAGAAAGAUGGGAUGCUUAAACAUCACAACUGUUUAAAGUACAAAACUAUGAAAGAUGAUUGGGACGAAGUAAUUUCUAAAGGAAUAGCAAGAGAAUGUCCUGGAUGCCAUGCAAAAGGAGUUAAGAGCCCAGACUGUACUCAUAUGAAAUGCUCUAAUUGUGGUACAUCUUGGUGUUAUUUUUGUGGGCUUGAUGAGAAGGAUUGUGAUAAAGAGGAUCCUAAAGGGAAUAUUUAUCAGCACAAUGAGGAUUGGGACAAGAAUCCUAAAAGAUGCCCAAUGUAUCUGCUUGAAAUCCAUGAGAUCGACAAUAGAUGGAGCAAGGAUCAUGAUACUAAGUGCUUAAAUUUCCUUCACAAUAUUCUUCGAGCAACAGCUAUCAAAGACUUCUUCAAGAAAUACACUGAAAAACAAUUCCAAGAACUAUGUGAUACAUUCGACGAGGUAAAGAAUCAUGGGCUAGACCUUGAGAAAGCUAAAAAGAUGGAUUUGACUCUAAUCAAAAGAUAGCUCCCUUCUAAUUUCCAAACCCCAGGCUCCAACAAUGUCGCAAUAUAUUCA
Molecule: messenger RNA, 1051 nt
Organism: Moneuplotes crassus
Lineage: Eukaryota; Ciliophora; Spirotrichea; Euplotida; Euplotidae
Source: the annotation of a GenBank genome assembly